AGAGCAGGAACUUGGAAGAUGGAUAAUUUUGCUAGUCGCAACCGCCGCCUGAGAAAAUAUUUUCUAAACGACUUCCAUCAAAUCUUAUUUACUGAUACAACUUAACCUCUUUCUGCCUCCUUUGUGCCCGAGAACAUCCAUGCCACGCGACUCUGACCGUGAAUACUUCUCAAGAUCUCGCCGGGCUCAUAAUGGCGUUGACCCACGGUCUAGGAACAGCCGCAGUGACUCUGGAAGGAAAUACGAUGAUGGACCUUCACAACGAGGCGACAGAGGCUCAAACUAUCGUCGGACUGAGGAAGCGCGCUACGGCUACGGAGAGGAAGAGCGGGAACGAGAACGCAGACGAGAUAGAGAGCGCUAUGACCGGGAUGGAGACCAUAACAGAGAUAGAGACAGAGACUAUCACGAAUCUCAAAGGUCAUCGAGGAGGCGUUCUGAAUCACCACACUCACGAUCAUCUCGUCCUCGCUCUCGGAGUCGCUCAAAAUCCCCCGUGAACAAAGCGAAACCGAAUUUCGGUGCAUCUGGUUUACUUGCAGCGGAAACCAACACAGUACAAAGUAUCGAUGGAAAAAAUAGCACAGUCUUGAAAUAUAAUGAACCUCCAGAAGCAAGAAAGCCAGUCUUGGGUUGGCGGCUGUAUGUGUUCAAAGGUGAAGAGCAAGUUGAAUUACUGCAUAUCCAACGACAAAGUGCAUAUCUUAUUGGUAGGGAUCGUCUGGUAGCGGAUAUACCCAUAGAGCACCCCUCGUGCUCCAAGCAGCACGCUGUAAUCCAAUAUCGCCUGGUUCAAGAGAAGGACGAAUUUGGUGGGGCUAAAGGUGUUGUAAAGCCAUUCAUAAUUGACCUUGAAUCCACCAACGGUACCCAUGUGAAUGAUAAUAAAAUACCCGCUUCCAGAUAUUACGAGCUCAAAUUGAACGACGUAAUCAAAUUCGGUACUUCGAAUCGUGAAUAUGUACUGCUACAUGACGAUGCCUCAUAGUUCGUACAAGAUUUAUACCGGCAUGGCCUUUAUCCAGCGUCUCAUCAUGCAUAUGAACCAGCUAUGUACACAAUAGUGAUCACAUUGAACGAAAUCAUGCAAAAUUUAUAUUUCGGGGUAUUAAUGUUUUGCUGGCAAAUCGUUUAUAGGAAACUCCAACUAUGUGGUUGAAGCCGGUGUCGCACUUCUCUUUCGGAACAUCACUUGCGCGAACCCGUUCGGACUGAGACUUGCUCCAUUCCAAUCCGGCUCAGGAUAUCCUCCAUCACCUUCGAACUUGAUAUCAUACGUGACUAGAAUGUGCCCAACAAGUGCCUUGAUCUCGUUGACUGCAAAAAAUCGGCCAGGGCUACGUUUUCA
Lentinula edodes (shiitake mushroom) is the source of this 1348-nucleotide messenger RNA. Its product is annotated as SMAD/FHA domain-containing protein. Gene Ontology annotation, biological process: mRNA splicing, via spliceosome; maintenance of RNA location. NCBI's taxonomy places the organism in Eukaryota, Fungi, Basidiomycota, Agaricomycetes, Agaricales, Omphalotaceae. Bases 140 to 988 code for a protein of 282 amino acids. The transcript has 5 exons. The record is from RefSeq and is a predicted model, not a curated record. Gene Ontology annotation, cellular component: nucleus. Gene Ontology annotation, molecular function: protein binding; mRNA binding.